AUGUAUCAAUACGUCAAUUCCACCAAAUGCAUCUCGAAAUAUCGUCUAAAUGAUAAUGUGAUCGAUUGUUUUUAUUGUGAUGAUGAACAGAUGACUGUGAUUAAUGGCACUUGUUCAAUGAAACAAUAUAGAAAACCCUUCACUUGUAGUAUUAACAAUACAUGUAUUUCAUAUGAUCGUGUUGAAGACACUGUGUGCGAUUGUGAAAAAUAUGAUUUUCGUUUAUGUGAAGAUGAAAGUCCUGAUAAAUACUAUGCUAUUAGUCACAUCUCGUUUCAAACAAUAUGUGAUGGAUUUGUUGAAUUCUGGCCAGUAAAUAUCGAUGGUCGAAAUGAAACGGAUGAAACAGAAUGUAAAUGGUGGUCAUGCAAUAACACUUACACACAUUGUGAUGGCAUCUGGAACUGCUUCGAUGGAGUUGAUGAAGUCGAUUAUGAUUGUUCACCCUUAAUUCAUUGUCCUUUGCAACAUCACGUGUAUGUUUCGCCUGAAACGAAUCAAUUGACAUGCCUGCCUAUUCAAAAAGCAAACGAUGGCAAUUUUGAUUGUAUUGGUGACACUGAUGAGUCAAAAUAA
Rotaria sp. Silwood2 is the source of this 576-nucleotide messenger RNA. NCBI's taxonomy places the organism in Eukaryota, Metazoa, Rotifera, Eurotatoria, Philodinida, Philodinidae. The record is from the annotation of a GenBank genome assembly.